AUGGAGAAUGUCUCUUUGUUGAGCAUUCCCAAUGCUUCCUAUGACCUGUCCGGGCUCGGUAGCUAUUAUGGAAAUUCUAAUUCUGAAACACAUUUUCCUACCAAUGACUUGUCACCAAAUUUCUACAUCAUUCUCCCAGUGAUCUACUCAGUCAUUUGUGUGGGUUGGAUUAACUGGAAACACAGCGGUCAUCUAUGUCAUUCUCAAAGCCCCCAAGAUGAAAACGGUCACCAACCUCUUUAUCCUAAACCUGGCAAUUGCUGAUGACUUAUUUACUCUUGUCCUUCCCAUCAACAUUGCUGAGAUUCUUCUUCAUUAUUGGCCUUUUGGUGUUGUCCUUUGUAAGAUUAUCUUGUCCAUAGAUCUUUACAACAUCUUCUCCAGCAUUUUCUUUCUAACUGUCAUGAGCAUAGACCGCUACCUGGUCGUAUUGGCCACUGUAAGGUCCAAGAGGAUGCCCUACCGUACCUAUCGAGGAGCCAAAAUUGUAAGUCUUCUUGUUUGGGUCUUGGUCAUUCUUAUUGUGUUGCCUUUUACCAUUUUUGCUGGAGUCUACAUGGACAAUAUGGAGUUUAAGAGCUGUGGACUGAAUUUCCCCAAACCAGAAAAACUAUGGUUCAAGGCGAGUCGUAUCUACACCCUAAUGUUGGGAUUUGCCAUUCCAGUUUCCACCAUCUGUAUCUUAUACAUGCUUAUGUUGUACAAACUAAGGAAUAUGAGGUUAAAUUCCAAUGGCAAGGCCUUGGACAAGGCCAAAAAAAGGGUUACCGUCAUGGUCUUUGUUGUUGUAGCGGUUUGUCUUUUUUGUUGGACACCUUUUCACCUAGCUACCAUAGUGUCUCUGACCACAGAUUUGCAGGAGACCUCUGUAGUUAUUGGCAUCUCUUACUUUAUCACAAGUCUGAGCUACGCCAACUCUUGUCUCAACCCAUUCCUAUACGCCUUCUUAGAUGACAGUUUCCGCAAAAGCUUUCGAAAGAUGCUGGAGUGUAGAACAACUUGA
This is a messenger RNA of Staurois parvus, 1003 nucleotides long. The record is from the annotation of a GenBank genome assembly. Lineage: Eukaryota; Metazoa; Chordata; Amphibia; Anura; Ranidae.